Carassius auratus (goldfish) is the source of this 981-nucleotide messenger RNA. RefSeq names its product chymotrypsin-like protease CTRL-1. The transcript is spliced from 7 exons. Gene Ontology annotation, molecular function: serine-type endopeptidase activity. Gene Ontology annotation, biological process: proteolysis. Lineage: Eukaryota; Metazoa; Chordata; Actinopteri; Cypriniformes; Cyprinidae. The coding region runs from base 1 to 981 and encodes 326 amino acids. The record is from RefSeq and is a predicted model, not a curated record.
AUGCCACACAUGAUGGUCAUGGCAUCGGCACAGUCCCAGUCGGACAAUAUUUCUUACCAGUAUGCACUGCUUCAACUUCUACCAGCAGGGGAGCAGAUCUCAUCUGUAGUGUGUGGAAGCGCCACGCUGAACACCCGCGUUGGAGGAAACAGCUCCCUCGCCUCUUCCGGUGUUUGGCCUUGGAUGGCAAGCCUGCAGUUUAACGGCAGUCAUGUUUGUGGAGGAACACUGAUUGCUCAACGCUUCGUCUUGAGCUCUGCCAGCUGCUUUACCAGAUCCACCAAUGCCUCUGACUGGACCGUGAUCCUGGGACGUCUGAAUCAGAACGGCUCCAACCCCAAUGAAGUCUCUACACUAAAUUUUUUACAGUGUAUAAAAGUGGCCAAUCUCACACUCAGCAAUGGUACAGGUGACAACGUUGCAGUAUUGCAGCUGGCUGUGGCACCAAACCUCACAAAUUUCAUUCAGCCUAUAUGUGUGGACAUGGGAGGCAAUACCUUCAGCGCUAACACUCAGUGCUGGGUGGCAGGAUGGGGCUCAGGAGCAGGAGGAGUGAUUCAAACUCUUCAGGAGUACCAGACCUCGGUUGUGAGUUGUGGAAACUCAUCCUCAGACAACAGUAUUUGUACAAGUUCCUUAAACUUACAGCAGGGUGAUCAGGGCGGUCCGCUGAUGUGUAAGCUGGGUCAGUCGUGGAUCCAUGCUGCUGUUUUGACCAUACCAACACUGACCAACAGCACCGCAUCCCGCUCUGCUCGCGCUCAAGAUGUCCAGGUCUUCACUAAAACCUCCAGCUUUGCCUCAUUUCUGACAUCUGUUGUGGGUUCCCUCCCUUUAAAAGCCACAAACUCCACAAGUUCAACAACAAGCGCAGCAAACAACUCAAAUCUGGGACCCUCUAAUGGGUCACAAAUAUCAUCUCCCUUCUGUUUCACUGUUUCAAUCCUCUUACCUGCACUUACAGCUCUUAAAAUCGAGUAG